Messenger RNA from Colossoma macropomum (tambaqui), 4513 nucleotides. It is a transcript of the gene kcnd1, whose product is annotated as potassium voltage-gated channel, Shal-related subfamily, member 1. The record is from RefSeq and is a predicted model, not a curated record. Gene Ontology annotation, cellular component: membrane; voltage-gated potassium channel complex. Gene Ontology annotation, biological process: potassium ion transmembrane transport; protein homooligomerization. NCBI's taxonomy places the organism in Eukaryota, Metazoa, Chordata, Actinopteri, Characiformes, Serrasalmidae. The transcript has 8 exons. Gene Ontology annotation, molecular function: A-type (transient outward) potassium channel activity; protein binding. The coding region runs from base 852 to 2756 and encodes 634 amino acids.
GUCUCCUCGUUAUAGAUGGACCCAUCAUCCUUUCUAGAUGCUCGUCCGUAAUGGGAGGGACAAAAAAAGGAACCGCCGUAUAUGGAAUAGAGGCGCCUGUGAUUCCCCGAGAUAUCCAUUCAAAAGCCUUGUCAACCACCGGUGAAAUCGAGUAGCCACUUAAGGCUCGCUAGGAAGGGAGGGGAGACACUCUCACAAUCAAAGCUCUAAAACAGCAGAGAGGGAGAAGGAGAGAGAAAGGAGAGAAAGAGAAAGGGCAACAGAGAAACGAUUUGCCUGAUCUUGCAACUUUGGAGUCCAUCAUCACAAUUUAAUAAGAAUUUGAAAAGCCACAGUGCUGCAACAAAUCUGUCUUCUUUAGGCAGUGUCUGCAAGUAAGAACCAGCAGACUUAACCACUAGAUGUCCAGGCGCCUUUUAGUACCAAGACACUGAAGCUGUGCUCUGCAAGCAAAAGGCCAAAGCUAAACCAGGUCCGUUUUAGGACCAGUUUUGCUUUUUUGAGUUUACAGAAAACACUUUUUGCUGUGUUUCGAACAAGGUCGUAUUUUCCUCUGUAGUCCAGUGGGAUUGUAGUAUCUUAUCCUGAAGAUGAAAUCAAGUUUGCCACAACCCACUUACUUUGCAGGAGCUUUCCCCUGUGAACUAAAUGGACACACAAGCUGAAAGAGACAAAAGUUUGACAAACCGAUCUGGCCGUUAAAACCUGCAGCUCGGAUGAUCAGUUUGGAAAUACCUUUCCUGUUCCUCUUGCUUCGAAAAGGUUUGGAGAAGCUAACUCAGGGUCCGACACCCCUCUCUAAGCUCACCCAUUUGCUCUGGUAAAAAAAAACUGCAGUCCCCAAAACAAAGAUGGCCGCCGGAGUGGCAACAUGGCUGCCAUUUGCCAGGGCGGCUGCUGUUGGCUGGCUUCCUCUGGCCAAGAAGACCAUGCCCAAGCCGCCUGUGGACAAGAAAAGCCGCAACGAUGAGAUCCUGAUUGUCAACGUGAGUGGGCUCCGCUUCCAGACUUGGAAGAAUACCCUGGACCGUUACCCUGACACCUUGCUGGGAAGCUCGGAAAAGGAGUUCUUCUACAAUGAGGACACUCAGGAAUACUUCUUUGACAGGGAUCCAGAGAUGUUCCGUCAUAUCUUGAACUUCUACCGCACAGGCAAGCUGCAUUACCCGAGGCAAGAGUGCAUACAGGCCUUUGAUGAGGAGUUGGCCUUCUAUGGCAUCGUGCCAGACAUCAUCGGGGACUGCUGCAUGGAAGAGUACCGCGAUCGCAAGAAGGAGAACCAGGAGCGGCUGUCCGAAGACACGGAGGCAGAGAUGGCCACAGACACUCCGUUGCCCCCAAACAGCACACCCCGGGAGCGCCUUUGGCGGGCUUUCGAGAAUCCUCACACUAGCACCAUGGCGCUGGUCUUCUACUAUGUCACGGGAUUUUUCAUUGCAGUCUCGGUCAUUGCCAAUGUGGUGGAGACGGUGCCAUGCCGGCCACUCAAGGGCAGCGUCAAGGACUUGCCUUGUGGAGAGAAGUAUUCAGUGGCCUUUUUCUGUCUGGACACGGCUUGUGUCCUGAUCUUCACCUUCGAGUACCUGAUGAGGCUCUUUGCGGCGCCCAACCGCUGCAAGUUCAUGCGCUCGGUCAUGAGCGUCAUCGACGUGGUGGCCAUCAUGCCCUACUACAUUGGCCUGGUCAUGCCCGAGAACGAGGACGUGAGUGGUGCCUUUGUCACACUCCGGGUCUUCCGCGUCUUCCGAAUCUUCAAGUUCUCUCGACAUUCGCAGGGCCUGCGAAUCCUGGGCUACACAUUGAAAAGCUGCGCCUCCGAGCUUGGCUUCCUCCUCUUCUCCCUCACCAUGGCCAUCAUCAUCUUCGCCACCGUCAUGUUCUACGCUGAGAAAGGCACCAAGGGAACCAACUUCACCAGCAUCCCUGCCGCCUUCUGGUACACCAUCGUCACCAUGACAACGCUGGGGUACGGAGACAUGGUUCCUAACACUAUCGCUGGGAAGAUCUUCGGCUCCAUCUGCUCUCUGAGCGGCGUGCUGGUGAUAGCUCUGCCCGUUCCCGUCAUAGUGUCCAACUUCAGCCGCAUCUACCACCAGAACCAGAGAGCAGACAAGAUGCGCGCGCAGCAGAAAGUACGUCUUGCUCGGAUUCGCUUGGCUAAGAAAGGGACCACCAAUGCAUUCCUCCGGUACAAAGAAGAGGGAGGCCUGCAGGAUCACGACAGUGACAGCGCUGCUCUGUGUCUGAAGAACAGGUCGUCCUUCGAACACCAACACCACCAUCUGUUACACUGCCUGGAGAAGACCACGAACCAUGAGUUCACAGACGAGCUGACCUACAGCGAGAUGUGCAUGACCGAGUCGGUGGGCUACCGCACCAGCCGCAGCACUUCCCUAUCCAGCCAGCAGGGGGUGUCCUCAUCCUGCUGUCCGCGCAGGGCGAAGAGGAGAGCCAUCAGACUGGCCAACUCAACUGUGUCGGUCAGCCGUGGCAGCGUUCAGGAGCUGGACACACUGCAGGUGCAGAAAAGCUCGACUGGCCACCAGAGCCGCUCCAGCCUGAACGCCAGGACGGAGGACCUCAAGUUAAACUGUGAGCAGCGAGAUUACACAGCGGCCAUUAUCAGCAUCCCCACACCUCCCGCCAACACGCCGGACGAGAGCCUGCCGCCAUCGCCCGCCGUGCCGGGCAUCCUGCGCAACUCCCGCAGCACCUCCUCUUACACCCAGGAGGCCGUCAAGAUCUCCUCCUUAUAACCCCCCUCUCCAAGCACACGGGCUUACCCCCACCGCACAAAGAGGAAGGAGGGGGCUUCUCCUGCCAGACGUCCAGAUACACCGCCCUCCCAAAAGAAAACAACAAACAACAAAGCAACAUCCUCCGAAAAAAGCACCCGGCAACGUCUUCAUCCAGACCCAGAGCUACCCCAACAAAGCAGAGCAGCGGCAGACGAGGUGGGAAAGAACAGAGCCGAAACCAACAGGGACUCUUCUGUCGGGAGUUUACUGGACUACGAUUCUUUCGCAGACCUUCACUGUUGACUCUGGACGAGAAAGGGUAAACGAAAGAAAGAGAAUUUCACUUUUUUUUUGGUUCGGAAAUUGGACGCCAUGGUCAGUCACACUGUAUUGUUAGAUAUGCCCUUACACAGUCAUGGUGGCACUGAAGGCCUUUUACUUUACCAGAUAUGCAAACAGGAAUCAAUGCCUAUAUGUUUAGUAUGUGUACAACUGCAGGGAGAGAUUAUAAAGAGUACGAACACAAACAUUAUAUUCCUAUAUAGAGACAUCUUUACGGAGAGACGUGCGAAUACUGUAUUCUGCAAUAGGUUUGCGAAAAUCUAUGGAAACUACAGUUGAGAUUCAGCAGGGCAGUAUAUAUGUAUCAUAAUUUGUAUCAUACUUCACAUGCAUCUUCCAACCUUACCAAAACAACAACAACAACAAAAAAAGAGAGGGAGCAAGACAGAGUGAGUUGUUGGACCCACCCUACUCAGACAUGCAUGUCGUUGUACAGUAGAUUGCAGAGAAUGGAGCAGCUAAAGACGCUACCCCACCUAUUUUUGCAUGGUGAUUUUUUUCCCUCUGUUUUCUUUGGAUCUGUUUUCUUUUAUUUCCUGACAUCAGUGAAAAAAAAAAGAACAUUUAUAGAAUACUACUGAUCAAAACCGCUGCACCAAAAGUGCACAAUAACAAAUAAAAAAAGAAAGAAAAAUAAUAAUAAUAAUAAUAAUAAUAAAAAAAAACAAAAAAAAAACAUUCAGGCAUGUUCUUUGCGGAAAACUUUCAGCCCGAGUGUAUGACUCCAGGUGCGUGAGAGUGAGGUUGGUGGAUAGGACUUGUGUACAUUGAUCACAAAUAUGCAUGGAUACCGUUGUAGGUAUGUUUCUUUUUUUUAAAAAAACGUGUUUGCUCCUUUGGGACGUAAAUAGCAGCCGAGAGAUUUUACAGCAUCUUACUGUAUGUCAUGAUGAACGGAGGUGGAUUAAAGGACUGACCACGGUCAUUCGGUUCACCCAAACUCAUAACUGGGAUUUAUUUAAGUCCGUUCGGUUGGCCUUGUCUCAUUUUCUCAUGGUUGUGCAUCAGUGCUGCCAGACUAUUUUCCAUUUUAGUUUGUCUCAGAGUUCAUGUAACCGCUAAUUAUUCGCACACAACAGCAAUGAAACUGGCAAUAAAAAUGUCAUUAUUUUAGUAAAAGCAAACUGUUUCAUUUUCCAUGAAAACGACAUGAACUUGCACUUGACUGUGAUGAAGAAAUGUAUUUUGCGACUCUGUUUACAGGCAUUGUUCCACGGUUAUGUUUAUCUUUGUUUGUUUGUUUGAUUGUUUGUUUGUUCAUUCUUUUCCAUCCUGUUGUAUUUGGGGACGGGCUUGGAGCUGGUCGGACACCUGCCUUUGUUUCAGCAUACAGAGACUGUAUGGACGGCGCGCAGUAGGAGGAUGAAUGAGAGUCAGAUAUGAAAAGCACAGAGGUGUAUAGUCUAUUCCACAAAUAAAGUGAACAGAACUCA